Molecule: messenger RNA, 1107 nt
Organism: Vicia villosa (hairy vetch)
Lineage: Eukaryota; Viridiplantae; Streptophyta; Magnoliopsida; Fabales; Fabaceae
Exons: 2
Coding region: 1-1107 (368 amino acids)
Source: RefSeq, a predicted model, not a curated record
AUGUCUUGCUUCGACGAUUCUGCGGCUCUAUCGUUUUGGGGGAAUAAAGAAGUGGCUUGGUCGGCGUCUCAUUCCAGGGGCGCUUCAGGUGGUAUGGUAAUUCUUUGGGACAAAUCUUUAUCUGUCAAUUUUAGUUUUAUGGACAAAGGGUAUAUAGGCAUAAAUUUAAGUUGGAAGGGUGGUGUUUAUAAUAUUGUCAACAUUUAUGCAUCCUGUAACGCUGCGGAUAGGAGGGCUUUGUGGAGUUCUUUGCUGGACAGAAGGUUAAGAAGUGUGGGAGAAGAGUGGUGUCUAGGAGGCGAUUUUAAUGAGGUGAGUUGUAGGGAAGAAAGAAAAGGGGAGAGGGUCUGUCAUAGCAGUAGAAACAUGGAAGAUUUUAGGAGAUUCAUCGAGCUUAUGGACUUGGUCGAUAUACCGUGCAUAGGAGGCAGGUUUACUUGGUAUAAAGACAAUGGAAAAUCAAUGAGCCGCCUCGACAGAUUUCUGGUUUCUAAUAAGGUUAUUGAUGAUUGGAAUAUUAUUGACCAAAGAGUGGGAGCGAGGGACGUUUCCGAUCACUGUCAUAUAUGGCUUAACGUGGGAAAAUUAGAUUGGGGACCGAAGCCAUUCAGAUUCAACAACGCGUGGUUUGCUCACGAAGGCUUCCUAAAGUUUUUAGAAGAGGAAUGGGCCAAGAUUCAAGUGAAUGGAAGUGGGGAGUUCAUUCUUUAUGAAAAACUUAAAAGAAUGAAAGUGUGCAUUAGAAAGUGGAAUAGAGAAGUGUUUGGGUGGAUUGAUUUAUGUGUUGAGGAGAAGGUGGAAUCUCUUAACAAUCUGGAUAAUCUUUUGGCUGAGCAUCAUGGAGAAGAUAUUUCGAGAUUGGUUGAUGAUAGGUUCAAUGUGACCUCGGAUUUAUGGAAAUCUUUGUCGUUGAAGGAAAGCAUGCUUAGGCUUAAGUCUCGUCAGCUUUGGCUAAAGGAUGGCGAUAGAAAUUCAGAGUUUUUUCAUAAAUCUUUGAAAGAAAGGAGGAGAAUAACCAUUGAUGGUGCAUUGGUGGUGACUUCAAUUCUAUUUCUUCUUCGGACGAAAGAAUUGGAGUUGCUAAUAGAGGAAAUAGCAACGACAUAA